AAAAGAAUCAGAAAAGCUUUGCCACACCUCACACCUUGUGUCCUUGUGCCUCCUACAAAUAGCUCUUGCCAUUCAGUUUCCUCUCAGCAGCCCAACAGUCGUCUUAAACCAUCCAGCUAGAAGACAACAUCCUCUUAAUUCCGGCCUUAAUGGAGGUAGCACUCUGUGCAUCCUUUGUUGCCAUUCUGCUAACCACCAUGCUCUUCCUAAAAGCCAUCUCGACGAGGUGCCGCCGUCGAAAGUAUAACCUCCCGCCGGGUCCCAAGCCAUGGCCGAUCAUCGGCAACCUAAACCUCGUCGGUGCGCUCCCACACCGUUCCAUCCACGAGCUCUCAAGGCGCUACGGCCCACUCGUAUACCUCCGGUUCGGGUCCUUCCCCGUCGUCGUCGGCUCGUCCGUCGAGAUGGCCAGGUUCUUCCUCAAGACGCGCGACGCGGCGUUCAUCGACCGCCCCAGGACGGCCGCCGGCAAGCACACCGCCUACAACUACCGCGACAUCACGUGGUCACCCUGCGACGCGUACUGGCGCCAGGCGCGCAGGGUUGUCCUCACCGAGCUCUUCAGCGCCAGGCGGAUCGAGUCGUACGAGCACAUCCGCCGCGAGGAGGUUCACGCGCUGCUCCGUGAUCUGCACUACGCGUCGUCGUCUGGCGGCCGACGAGCUAUCGUGAUUAAGGACUACCUGUCCACGGCGAGCCUGAACAUGAUCACUCGCAUGGUGAUGGGCAAGAGGUACGUGCAGGGCGAGGUGGUCCAUGAGGAGCCGGGAUCGGCGCGGACGACGCUGGCGCAGUUCAAGGAGUUGCUCGAAGAGCUCUUCUUUCUCAACGGCGUCUUCAAUGUCGGCGACCAGAUCCCGUGGCUCGAGUGGUUGGACCUACAGGGCUACGUCAAGAGGAUGAAGAAGGUGAGCAAGGCGUUAGACCAGCUUCUCGAACACGUCGUGGACGAGCACAGUGAGCGGAGGCAACGUGAGGGGAACGGGUUUGUGGCAGGAGACAUGGUGGACGUGCUCCUUCGACUCGCCGAUGAUUCUAGCCUCGAGGUCAAACUUAGUCGGGACAGCAUCAAGGCAUUUACUCAGGACCUCAUUGCUGGCGGCACGGAGAGUUCAUCGGAGACAAUCGAGUGGGCCAUCUCGGAGCUCCUCAGGAAGCCCGAGAUGUUUGCAAAGGCCACAGAGGAAUUGGAUCGCAUUGUCGGCCAUAGACGUUGGGUCAACGAGAAGGACAUUCUUGAUCUCCCCUAUAUUGAGGCUAUUGUAAAAGAGACCAUGCGCCUUCACCCUAUCGGACCUUUGCUUGCGCCACGCCUUUCCCGUGAGGAUACGUCUGUGGGUGGGUAUGACAUACCUACGGGCACGCGUGUAUUCGUUAAUGUGUGGGCCAUUGCCCGUGACCCUACGCUAUGGGACGCAUCGGAGGAGUUCAUGCCAGAGAGAUUCUUGGGUAAGAAAAUUGAUGUGAAAGGGCAAGACUUUGAGCUAUUACCAUUUGGGUCUGGUCGACGGAUGUGCCCAGGCUACAACCUUGGGCUUAAGGUGAUCCAAUUGAGCAUAGCCAAUCUCCUUCAUGGCUUCACGUGGAGGCUCCCGAAGGACAUGGUAAAAGAGGAUUUGAGCAUGGAGGAGAUAUUCGGGUUAUCCAUGCCACGCAAGUUCCCACUAGAGGUUGCUGUUGAGCCCAAGCUCUCUAGUCACCUCUACAAAGGUGAUUGAUAUAUGUCUCUAUGUCAUUACUCAUGUAGCUGGUACAUAAAAAGUAUAUGUAUUUCUGAACAAGAAUUCUAAGCCCUCAAGAGAUGUUCUAUUAUGUGUAUGAUACAAACAGUCAUGAAAGAUUCUAAAAUAUUUGAUUAUACAGAGUA
This is a messenger RNA of Oryza sativa Japonica Group (Japanese rice), 1867 nucleotides long. Its product is annotated as trimethyltridecatetraene synthase. The record is from RefSeq and is a predicted model, not a curated record. Gene Ontology annotation, molecular function: oxidoreductase activity, acting on paired donors, with incorporation or reduction of molecular oxygen; iron ion binding; monooxygenase activity. Lineage: Eukaryota; Viridiplantae; Streptophyta; Magnoliopsida; Poales; Poaceae.